AUGUCAUCAGAACCAGUUGUCAUGGCACCUCUAUCGCCGAUCCUUUUGCAAGGAAAAGCACCGAUCCCACACUUCAUUUACGGCACAGCAUGGAAGUGGGAGCAUACUGCUGACAAUGUAUUGGAGGCUCUUGAUGCAGGUUUCCGUGCUAUCGACACAGCACCGCAGAGUCAGAAUUACAAUGAGGCUCUGGUGGGCAAAGCACUCAGUACUUGGUUAACAUUGCACCCCCAAGAGGAUGCAACACAGCAGGGAAUCUUCCUCCAAUCCAAAUUUACUGACGCGAGAGGAUUCAAGGAUUAUCCCAAAGUGUUUCAAGACAAUGAUUCGCCCCUCGAGCAGGUUGAAAAAAGCCUCAAACAGACACUUGCUUAUCUGGGCCGCGGAGAUGCAGGUCAGCCGCCACUCGACGCCCUCUUGCUGCACUCCCCGCUCCAGACAAUCGAGGAAACGAUGGAAUAUUGGGCGGCCAUGGAGGCCCAGGUUCCCAGCCGAGUCACGUAUCUUGGCAUAUGCAAUGUUUCCUUGCCUACCUUUAGCCAGCUGUACGAACGCGCAACCAUCAAGCCCAUGAUUGUGCAGAAUGACUUCCGCCCCGCUCACGGAUUCGAUGUGUCGCUACUGGAAUACUGUCGGAAGCGAGAUAUUGUUUAUCAAGCUUACGCCGUCUUGAAAGGUAACAUGACCUUGUUGGAGUCGCCGCUGGUUCGUUGGCUAGCACACGAAAGAGGUAUCGGCGAGCCAGAGGCUCUGUAUUGCCUUCUUCUCUCUUGCUGGGAUGGCACACUGUGCAUCUUGAAUGGCACCAGAAACAAAGUAGUGAUGGAGAAGGAUCUUGCUCUUAUUGAGAGAAUUGGGAAACUAGACAAUUACAUCAUCGAUGGAUUUUGGGAGGCCAUGUCUUCAUCUGAGUCAAUUGACUGGCCUUCUGAUAAGUCGGCUUGA
Molecule: messenger RNA, 945 nt
Organism: Fusarium graminearum PH-1
Lineage: Eukaryota; Fungi; Ascomycota; Sordariomycetes; Hypocreales; Nectriaceae
Exons: 2
Coding region: 1-945 (314 amino acids)
Cellular component (GO): cytosol
Molecular function (GO): aldose reductase (NADPH) activity
Source: RefSeq, a predicted model, not a curated record